Dipodomys ordii (Ord's kangaroo rat) is the source of this 598-nucleotide messenger RNA. RefSeq names its product cytochrome c oxidase subunit 6B2. NCBI's taxonomy places the organism in Eukaryota, Metazoa, Chordata, Mammalia, Rodentia, Heteromyidae. Gene Ontology annotation, cellular component: respiratory chain complex IV; mitochondrion; mitochondrial crista. The record is from RefSeq and is a predicted model, not a curated record. The coding region runs from base 255 to 518 and encodes 87 amino acids. The transcript has 4 exons.
GUGUGUGUGUGUGUGUGUGUGUGUGUAUCCCGCAGGGGGUCCUGCAGCCCGGGAGGGAGGGGCCUUAACAGGACCCCGCCCUGCAAGUCCACCCCGCGGUUCUCAUUGGCCAGAGCUCCUGAGCUCCCGGCCAAUCCGACCCGAGGGUCGUAGUGGGAGGCCCUGCCCCCACUCGGAUGCCAGGGGCCACUGCUGCCACCACAGGCCCAGCUGACCCGUGACUGGUGGACGACAUUCUGGACCCUCAUCUGUGGAUGUUAGAUGUGGCAGCCCAGAUGCCCCACACGGAGAAAUGGACGCCACCCUUUGACCCGCGCUUCCCUAACCAGAACCAGACCCGUAACUGCUACCAGAACUUCCUGGACUACCACCGCUGCAUAAAGAACAUGAGCCGUCGGGGAAAGGACUUGCGGCCCUGCGAGUACUACUUGCGUGUGUACCGCUCGCUGUGCCCCAGCAGCUGGGUGCAGCGCUGGACUGAGCAGAUCAAGGAGGGGACCUUCCCAGGCAAAAUCUGAGCGGGCAGCAUCGACCUCAGUGAGCCCAGUUUGUCCCAGAGCCCCCGGGUGACCUCGGCUUUGCAGUCUCUAAUCCGGAA